Fusarium coffeatum is the source of this 1662-nucleotide messenger RNA. RefSeq lists its product as uncharacterized. The transcript has 2 exons. Bases 1 to 1662 code for a protein of 553 amino acids. The record is from RefSeq and is a predicted model, not a curated record. Lineage: Eukaryota; Fungi; Ascomycota; Sordariomycetes; Hypocreales; Nectriaceae.
AUGACAGGUCAAUACCACGCCGUUGAGCCAAAUGGCCAACAUAAUAUCGAACUCCAGUUUCAGAACUCGCCGUCAAGAACAUCAAGUCCACCACCCAGACGAUUUCAAGGACUUCCAGCCCGUCGCCGACCAAAAGUAAGAGUCUGGCUGGGCCUUUGUGGAAAAUGGCUGAUUACCAUUAUGUUUAUUAUUGUUGUCUAUAUCAUCCUGAUUGGUUAUGCUCUCUACGAUGUCAUGUCAUCGAAACAUAAGAAAUAUUUCAACGCGCUUAUCACGGGAUUCCUCAUUGCUCUUGGAAUGUCGACUAUGAGCCAGUUGACGCAUGCAGUUGGAGACAUGAGAUGGUGGAUUUUGAGCAAGCGGCCCAGAUCACGACAGAAGGUCAAGGCGAUUUUACAUGUCAACAGUAUGAGCCAAGUAAUAGUCUUGGCUUUCAAAUCGAAGCGAUGGAGGAUUCACCUCGGUGUUCUAGCCUGGGUAGCAUUAUUUCUUGCAACUCAAGUUGGCUACGCCUCCCUGGGCUUGUGUUACUCUGUCGAAAAAACAGAGGACACAGCCCUUUUAGUCGCCGGAAACGUGUCUGUUGCAGACCUAAGCACUGUCUCAACUAUAAGCGUUGUUAAUGGAUCUGCCUCAACCUUUGGUGAAGAAUACGCGGUUAAUAGCUACGGCAUCAUAUCACAGGGUCUUAACCAAGGCACUCUUGUUGAUAUUCCUUGGCCGAACACUCUGUUCUUCGGCGAUGAUAAGUACUUUUUUUGUGAUGAAUACUGUUCUUAUGUUUUUCGCGAAACGAACACAGCUACCCAGAAUAACCCGAAUGCGGCUCCUGUCUCAGCGUACACAGACAGGAAAGUCGACAUAAAGACGCAAUGUAAGGCAUUCAAGGUCCGCGAGGGAGGAAAUGGGACCACGCAAAAUAUUGUUAUUGAAGACGGGCGGAAGACGAGAAACAUAACGUUUCCGAGCAAGGAAGGUCCGAACUUCAAGGUUUACAUGACAUCCGGAUCUCAGGACUGUGGCAGCGACUGUAGUCAUCUCUCGGUGUUUGAACCAUCUCCGACCGACCCAUGGUUCUACAACUGUACGAUCAAGAUGGGCCCCGUGGAAAAUGCGAAACGAUCGGAGCACCAAGUUGGCGAUAGACUGGCACACUUGGUCACAGCGGCAAUAGCCCUCGGAGGCCUCGACCACGCAAACAACACCAGAACAAACAGCUACCCAGCCGCAUCGCUCUUCGGAGUACCACUCAACGGCUCGACCGGCAUGGCAGAGUACCUCCUGUCGCGUUUCUCAACGGGCGCGCUAGCAGCCACGAUUGAAGCCAAUACGGAUGUCGUACUACCCGGCCAAGCGCCUACGGUCGGGCAGAAACUUUCUGUCUCUCACUGGGGUGUCAUGACUCUUAUCUUGUUCAUAACAGCGAUCCUCCAGUUGGCUGUGGCAAUUGUGGCAGCUAAGGUGUCAGGAAGGGUUGUCGUGCCCCCGUCGGACACGCUCUCCGAGGCCAAGGUUUUGAGAGCUAUGGUUGAAGAGGAUGCUCUAGACGAAGAACCGAAAGAUCCUGCGGCGACAGGGAAGGGGAGGAGUUUGUGGAUCUAUCGGAGUACCCAUGUAGGGGAUGGAGUAUAUGAUCUCUACAUGGAAGAGGUCAAGACAUAG